AUGGCGCGCGCCCAGCAGUCAACGAGCUGUGAUGAAGGUGUCGUCGGUGUUGACGAUGAAAGCAUUUGGUUCGUCCUCCGCCGGCUGAUCCCGCCGAAUGGGCGAACCGCCGCCGUUGCCAUCGCCCAUUCGGACGGGAUCAGCCGGCGGAGGACGAACCAAAUAGAGUGGCACGAUGAUCCUAAUCCUUUUGCCUCCUGCCGCCUGCCGCCUUUAAAUGGCGGCGUCGGUCUUCACACCUGCUUCACCACCGGUGAGCCACUGCGAAAACACGAGCACACAACAAGCACGCACAGCUCUAGCUUAGCUUCGGGACAAUAUCUUGCUGAGGGAAACCAACCACGCAGCAUGGAGCACGGUCAGCAGGGGCAGUACGGCCACGGCACCACGGGCCGUGUCGACCAGUACGGUAACCCAGUCGGCGGCGGCGUCGUGCACGGCACCACCGGAACCGGAGGCAUGGGGUACGGUACAGGAACCGGAACCGGAACCGGCGGCGCUGGCAUGGGUGGCGGGCAGUUCCAGCCAGCGAGGGAGGAGCACAAGGCCGGCGGCAUCCUGCAUCGCUCCGGCAGCUCCAGCUCCAGCUCGUCUGAGGACGACGGCAUGGGCGGAAGGAGGAAGAAGGGAAUCAAGGAGAAGAUCAAGGAGAAGCUGCCCGGAGGCCACAAGGACAACCAGCACGCCACGGCGACAGGCGGCGCCUGCGGGCAGCAGGGACACACCGGCGGAACCUACGGUACCGAGGGCACCGGCGAGAGCGAGAAGAAAGGCAUCAUGGACAAGAUCAAGGAGAAGCUGCCCGGACAGCACUAA
Miscanthus lutarioriparius is the source of this 816-nucleotide messenger RNA. Lineage: Eukaryota; Viridiplantae; Streptophyta; Magnoliopsida; Poales; Poaceae. The record is from the annotation of a GenBank genome assembly.